Messenger RNA from Talaromyces marneffei, 2826 nucleotides. RefSeq lists its product as uncharacterized. Bases 1 to 2826 code for a protein of 941 amino acids. Gene Ontology annotation, biological process: DNA-templated transcription; regulation of DNA-templated transcription. The transcript is spliced from 8 exons. Lineage: Eukaryota; Fungi; Ascomycota; Eurotiomycetes; Eurotiales; Trichocomaceae. Gene Ontology annotation, molecular function: zinc ion binding; DNA-binding transcription factor activity, RNA polymerase II-specific; DNA binding. The record is from RefSeq and is a predicted model, not a curated record.
AUGGUUGCAGACAAUGAAAUGGCAGGCCAAAUAGAGCAGCAACAACAGCAGGAGCAUCCCAGUCCUGCUUCCAGUCAGGACCGAUCCAAAACUGGGAGCUAUAAUCGAUCGCAAUCACUAUCAGGCCAGUCCGGAGUGCCCAAUGCAGGCAUUGCAAGUUUUAGAAGACAACGCGCGUCCCGCGCAUGCGAGACUUGUCAUGCUCGAAAGGUCCGCUGUGACGCUGCCAGUCUAGGUGUACCUUGCACUAAUUGUGUGGCUUUUGCUAUCGAAUGUCGUAUCCCAACCCCGAAAAGGAAGAAAAAUCAACAGCCGAGAAACAAGGAUAACAACGGUGACACUAAAAAUGACCAGAACAGAGAUGACGAUGACGACGAAGAAUCAAACACACCGCGAACGCAAGAGAACUCAGUUUUCCCUGCAAACCCUCCCAUAUCCAUCAAUGGAAUGCCGGCGACUACAUUGGCGGCAGCUGUCAGGUCGAAUCCAGAGACGAAUAAUCCGGGACCAUAUAAUGCUCAAAUCAUGAAGCCAAAGUUUACAAGAGCGCCGAUCAAGGAACCAGGACGGGUUGCCUAUCUAGGCGAAUCAUCGAAUCUGUCUCUUCUUGUCCAUGAUCGGGGCUUGACAGAUGUUGUUCAUUAUCCACUUCCGGAGACUAUCCGAGGGCGUCGGGGGCAGUUGACCGAACUAGACAGCUUGGAGAUUGAGAUUCUUCAUCGGCGAGGGGCAUUCUUACUUCCUCCGCGAGAUCUCUGUGACGAGCUUGUCGAAACUUAUUUCAAGUGGGUGGCGCCAGUUGUACCCAUCGUCAACCGCAACCGCUUCAUGCGCCGAUACCGAGACCCUCAGAAUCCACCCUCGCUCCUCCUACUACAGGCUAUUCUGCUAGCUGGCUCUCGAGUCUGUAACAACCCAAAACUGAUGGACCAGAAUGGUUCUACGAUCCCUGCGUCUACUACAUUCUACAAACGUGCCAAGGCACUCUACGACGCCAACUACGAGGACGAUCGUGUUACUUUAGUUCAGGCCUUGGUGUUGAUGGGAUGGUAUUGGGAGGGUCCUGAAGAUGUCACGAAGAACGUCUUUUACUGGAGUCGAGUCGCAAUUCUCGUGGCUCAGGGUUCUGGAAUGCACCGAAGCGUCGAAAACUCCCAGCUUAGCAGAUCCGACAAGCGACUAUGGAAACGAAUAUGGUGGACUCUUUUCACCAGGGAUCGCUCUGUUGCUGUCGCCCUUGGAAGACCAAUCAAUAUUAACAUUGACGAUUCCGAUGUCGAAAUGCUUACAGAAGACGACUUUAUCGAGGAUGAGGGUGAUGUACCAGCCGAAUAUCCCCCGGAUCCCGUUCACGUGCAAUUCUUCCUUCAAUAUGUCAAGUUGUGUGAGAUCAUGGGACUUGUGUUAGCCCAGCAGUAUUCGGUGGCUUCGAAAUCCCGACGUACAAAUGCCAUUGAUUUAACACACUCCGACAUGGCGCUUGCUGAUUGGCUUCAGAAUUGUCCGAGGGCAGUCUACUGGGAGAGGAAGAAUCAUCACUUCUGGUCUGCGCUGCUCCAUUCAAACUACUAUACAACGCUUUGUCUCCUGCAUAGAGCGCACAUGCCACCAGCUACAGCAAGCGCGAAUAGUUAUCGCACAGAAGAAAUAGCGUACCCGUCACGUACCAUUGCUUUCCAGGCUGCUGGGAUGAUCACGUCUAUAGUGGAAAAACUACAAUCGCAUAACGAACUUCGCUACACACCCGCAUUCAUUGUCUACAGUCUAUUCUCCGCGUUGAUCAUGCAUGUCUACCAGAUGCGAUCGUCUGUUCCGUCUGUUGUGGCUGCUUGUCAAGAACGGACGACCAUCUGCAUGCAGGCAUUGAAAGACGUGUCAAAGGUCUGGUUGGUCGCAAGGAUGGUACACGCAUUGUUUGAAUCCAUUCUGGGUAACAAGGUGUUGGAGGAGCGUCUGCAAAAAGCACCAGGCAAACGACACCAAAAGAAUCGUCCGUCGGAACAAGAUCCGAACAUGAGCUCCAAUCCUAGAAGGACAGAACCACCAAAGCGAAAAUUCGAUGACAUGGACAUCGGACUACCUAACGGUAACCCAACACCUCCCGUAUCGUAUGAGCGAUCGCGCCCGCAGACCCCUGCCGCCACGCCGUCCCGUGAAGUGAAUCCAAUGCCUGGACAACCAGGCAGUAUGGGCACUCUCCCUCAUAUGUCACCCAACCUUCUCAAAGGUCAAGACGGCACACAGCAUACGGGAACUUCUCGAGCAAACACUCCAUUAAACCCUUCUUUCUCGCUUCCUGCUACGCCUCCAGACCUUUUUCUCGUCACCCGUACUUCACCCAACCUUUCACCUACGUUGUGGGAGAAUUUCCAGCCUGACCAAUUAUUCCCUGACGGCUCGAACUUCUUUCCUUCCCAGACGAACAUGAUAGACCCUCAAAUUCAAACAACCAACACCAUGGCAGGCCAAGGUAAUAUCAUGAUGAACCAGCAACAACAGCAACAAAUGCCUCCUCGGACAUUACCAGGCGCUCAGGGUAGCCCACCUCUUGUCUCUGCUGGUAUUCAUCCCGGCAUAGGCAAUCUACCGAACGCACCUCCUCGGCCGCCACAGGCGAUGUUUGGCAUGGAAGGAAUGCAGAAUUGGGCAGGGCAUGAUGCGCCAUUAGCUGGAAAUAUGGAUUCUACCAGUCAGGAUGACAACUGGAGUAAUAGUUCUCGAGGAAACCCUACAGCCCCGACAACCUUGAAUGUUGAAGACUGGUUCCAAUUCUUUGGUAUUAAUGGUAGCUUUGGAGAUUUGAUAACCGACCCCAUGGCUGGCUAA